AUGACGGAUGAGAAGCCCUGUUUAGAAAAAUGCAUGUCUUUCUGUGACACAAGGCUUAAUCUUACGGAAUUUGACAUACUGGAAGUCGCCGUUGUGGAGGAUAACCUCCCUAUAAACGAAAGUGAGGACCCCUCCAUGCCACCCAAAUUAAAUAUGACAAUCAGCCUACUACAGAACGACACCAACAACGUGGAUCUAAAACUGGGUAUGAACAGAGCCUUGAAUGAACAACGGAGCGUAUAUGUACUUAGGACGAACAAAGCAGGACAGCCUGUUCUAAGGAAGCAACAGAUACCAAUAGAAGGGAACAUAGCAUUUUAUCAAGACAAGGACACUGGGGCUAAUGUCAUGAUGACGUGUGAUGGAUUCGAAGUGGGUCACUGUGACCCUGUCUUGGAGGGUAGUUUCUACGUGAAGGACGUAGAAUACGGCCUGGAACCCCUUACUGAAGAUUCACCAUUGCGACGUAAAAGGAGUGUGAAUGGCCGCAGAGGAGGAAGACUAUAUUCUGUAUUUCGACGAAACAAGACAAGCCAGUCAAAAACGAUUUCGAUUCUAGAAUAUACCUUUCAGCAGAAAGUCGUAGGAAUUGUCAUUGAAUUACGGCGUAAAUGCGUUGACGACAUGCGUCUUUAUGGUCUGUACUUAGGUACCGAUUCGGUAAACAACGGGGCCAAUGCACAGUCCAUGCAAUUGGUGGACCGAGUACUGGACCUGAGCGAAUUCAUGAACCCUGCCAGCGCUACCAUGGAAAUGAGGAGAAGGACAUCUGAUACAGAUGAAAAGAAGAGACAACGCAAAAAAUGGAAACGGAGAAAGAAUUUGUCUUCCACCCCUUACCAGAUGGGUCUGAUUGUUAUCAUUGAUUUCAGUAUCUACCAAACUUGGUAUAGACGAAGUGACAAGACUACUCCAGCUGAAAGAGACAUCGACGCCAAGUCAAAGAUCCGGCAGUACAUGGCUCACGUAAUCAACGGGGUGGAUCUUCGAUUUCAAAAUUUACGCAGUAACCGAAUCAAAAUUGUUGUUUCGCGGUAUAUUAUAGCCGAUACUCAGGGAGCUUCGCCAUGGACAACUCGGAGGUUUUUAGCCCAGCCAAGAGAUCUGGUCUAUGCUGAUGAUGUUUUAAAUGAACUCAUUAAAUGGCGUUACAGAAUGGGCCACGAAUUACCAAGACACGACCAUACAAUUCUCUUUACCGGGUAUGAUUUGUAUCGGCCGACACUUGCCAAUAAGGGGGUUGCAGGUUUUGCGCGUGUGCGUUCCAUGUGUAGCCAUUCAAGCGUAUCUGUUGUUGAGGAACAUGGAGGGUUUGGAAGUGUUCUUACCGCAACCCACGAGAUAGGACACAGUCUCGGAGCAUACCACGAUGGUCACAAUAACACUUGUGCUGGUGAGGACAACUUUAUAAUGACCCCCAUUGGAGGAUCCGCCACCCCUUCUAACGCCCUCAAUCCCUUCCACUUCUCCGAGUGUUCCGAGGACGCCUUCAAUCAUCUCAUAGAGGCUUUACCCCCGAACAACUGUCUGACAGAUGAGACGGAUAUUUAUGACCAAGAGGAGUUUGAUUCGCACGUUACACAGAAAGCUGGUCAGCUGUACGGGCCGAACGAACAAUGCCGUCAACAUCUGGGGUCGGAGUCUUACUACGCCUGGGGUGGAAUUCUUGGUGAGGCAACCGAAGUGUGUACACACAUGGCCUGUAAAAAUGCUAUGUCAAAUACUAGUUUCAACAUCUACUACGCUGCCCAGGGUACCUCCUGUGGUAACAAACAGUGGUGUGUAGAUGGCGAAUGUCUUCGUGAGGAAACAGCUCCAAAAAGAGACGAUUCAUGCGUACAUGGAGAUGCGUGGAGAGAUUUCAGUGGUUUGACAUGCGCUCAAUACGUCAAUGCCGAUCCCAGUAGAUGUUAUUAUUCCUACUACAGUCGAUUCUGUUGUGUAUCGUGUAAAAGUCUCCGAACAGGCGAUCCAGGAUGUGAAUAUGGUAAUAGGAAAAAGAAGGUAUGCAGAAUGGUUGAGAAGGAUCCAAGAUUUUGUUACCAUGACAACAACGAAAACUUGUGUUGUGAAACUUGUAAAAAGCACAAUACAGGAAUUACAGGUUGUGAGUACGGCGACCGGCUGCCUAAUUGCACGAUAGAAAGAUGUGCCGACGAAACAUACCAUAAAAAAUGCUGCAAGACAUGUAGGCAAUUCAAACCUAAACCCGUACUAGUAGGUCCGGUAUCACCUCUCCGAGAAUCUAUCUUGCCUGCUAUUUCCAUGUCUCCGAAAAUAAACUCCAGCACAGAUGAGACGUCCACUUCAGGUCCUAUUAAAGUGGAUGCAUCAUCGCCAUUUAAUACAAAGUCUACCCUUACUCUCCCUAAACCUAUACCCAAUUCGCAGACGACCCAGCAACAAAAAGACCAGAAAAACACGUUUGCUACUACACAUAAAAUAGAGGGAAUUAAAGUAUCAGAGCUUGGCCCAAUUACACCACUACAACAGCAAGGUCACUCCUUUGCAAACCCUUUGGUAACAAAACCUAAAGCAUCGGGAUUCCUCACAACCGGGAUUGGGAAUCAAGACAAACAAUCAGACCAAACACGGCAAUAUUAAGCCAACCAGUUGUUGUUUCGAACAAUAAUGAAGGACCAAAUAAUCAAACCGAUUCUGUGAAAAUAGUUCCAAAACUAGAGAAAAAUGGAGCUGACAGGAGGUUAAAUAGUAUUUU
Messenger RNA from Pecten maximus, 2719 nucleotides. RefSeq lists its product as uncharacterized. The record is from RefSeq and is a predicted model, not a curated record. NCBI's taxonomy places the organism in Eukaryota, Metazoa, Mollusca, Bivalvia, Pectinida, Pectinidae. Bases 1 to 2604 code for a protein of 867 amino acids. The transcript is spliced from 17 exons. Gene Ontology annotation, biological process: proteolysis. Gene Ontology annotation, molecular function: metalloendopeptidase activity.